Messenger RNA from Rhizophagus irregularis DAOM 181602=DAOM 197198, 1102 nucleotides. RefSeq lists its product as uncharacterized. NCBI's taxonomy places the organism in Eukaryota, Fungi, Glomeromycota, Glomeromycetes, Glomerales, Glomeraceae. The record is from RefSeq and is a predicted model, not a curated record.
CCACAAGGCAUUAGAAAAUAGAAUGUGUUGCAAAUAAUAAAAUCAUGAAAAAUACAUAUAAAAUUGCAGAAAUGAAUAGCUUCUAUUUACAAAAAUUAAUUCAAAUAAUUAAUAAUGUAUAAUCAAAAUAAUAAUUAUCAUCAAACCAACCAUUCUAAAGUGAAUCCAGGUGGAUUCAUUGCACCAAAUUCAAUAAGUCCAGCGGGAGGAUUUAUAGAUCCAAAUACAACAAGUCCUGGUGGAUUUCGAGUACCAACUCAUUUUAAUAAUGAUAAACAUAGGAAUUCCCUAAGUCAAUAUCCUCCAGUUAGUACAAUUUAUCACCCACUAUCUGAAGAUAAUCGAAGGGAUUCAAUUUCGAUUAAAAAACAUAAUAAUCAUGUAGAUAACAAUAAUAGCAUUAAUAAUAAUUUCGUUCAAUCUCCUAUUAAUAUUCCACCUUAUUCAUCAUAUCAUCCUUCGAAUAAUAAUAAUGGUUAUCCGUUUCCUACUGAUUUCUCAACGAAUAAUUCCGAUAGUUAUCCAAUUUAUUUAGGAAAUAAUACUAGUUAUCCUCCAUCACAAAAACAAACAUACGAUCAAAUAACAAAUCCUGCGGAUUUACAACGAAGAUUUUAUGGUACUUGUAAAGCAUGUGGUAUACCUAAUUCUGAUUUUGCAGAAUGUUCUUCUUGUAAAAAUUGGAUAUUACAAAUGGAAACGAUGAUAAAAGCAAGAAAAUCUUUGAUAGAUCAACAAUUGUGCACUAAAUGUAAAUUUGCAAUGCAUGUUCAUAGUCAAAUUGCUGCUUGUGCCAAAUGUGGAUUUCCCAAAUCUUGUUUAGAGGAAUUAAAUAAAAUUGCUGUUAGGAAAGAAAAUGAAAAUGACAAUGAUAAUAAUAACAGUAAUAAUAGUACCGAUAAAAAGAUUGGUUUGUCUUGUGGAAAUUGUAAUAAUCCGUUGGCAAAUUAUUUAAAAUGUCCUACUUUUACUGAAAUUGCUCAAAGAAUGAGAAAAGAGAGAGAAUGUUUACCUUACGAAGAUCCUAAUUUCGCUAAGUUAUCCAAAAUAAUUAAGCAUUAUUCUGAUCUUGCGAAACAAGAAUCCUGAUCUGCGAAUGGAA